UGCUGUGCCAGGGAGGAGGAGGAAGCCAUGGCGCCCCGGGCGGCUAUGGCGAUGGCGAUGGCGAUGGCCAACAAAGAGAAUGCGGCCUCCUGGAGACUUGAACAUCCUCGAUCCAGCCAACAAUCUUGACGAAGAGGACGAGGACGACGACGAAGAUCCUCCAAUCUCGCGGCCGGCGCAGCGAGCGAACCGAGCUACGAGCGAUCGAUGGAGGAAUCAUCGCAAGGGUUUCCAGCGGCGGGCGAAGGCGAUGGAGGCUUAGGGUUUGUGGCAGCGGUGUACAUGGGUCAAGAUCACAUCGGCGAAGUGAGGGUGCGAGCACAGUCGCCACUUCCUCCGCCGCUCCUCCUCCGCCCCAGGCCGCCGCCGCAUUCGUCGUCAUCGUCAUCGCCACCACUCCUGGCGGAGUCGCAGUCGCAGCCGCAAGCGAUGACGACAGCGACGGCGACGGCGACGACGUCAACGCUGGUCAGCGCGGCGACGACCAUCACGGCCGCGACGACGAGCGGGAGUGUGGAGGUUGCUCGAUCGGCGCUGGGAUCGGGCAUUCGCGUCGCCGCCCUCUCGCCGCCCAGCGAGCGAUGCCAUCCUCUGGUGGUGAUCCAUACGGUGUCCAUGGAUCCGGUGUGGUUGAAGCUGGAUGAUCGGCACAAGACUUCUUCCUCAUCGCCACCACCACCACCAUCGACAUCGCCACGGCAAUUGGACGGAGAUGGAGCUCGAUCGUCGAGCCCACUGCGCCAUCUCUACAAGACUUGCAUCGAGGAAGCAAAGGCGGCUGUGGUACCCAUGGAUGGAAACGUGGAAUUGCUCCUGGUGGCCGUGAAGAGCGAGACGAGCAGCAAUGGGGAGCAAAAGGAGGAUGGUUGCUUCUUCUGGGCGUUCGUGCUCCCGCGGGGCCUCUACGCGUCCUGCCUCGCCAUGCUCAGCACAAGGUGCCUGGCCAUGGUUCUGGAUCUGGACGAGACGCUCAUACUGGCCAACACGAUGCGCUCCUUCGAGGACCGGAUGGACGCGCUCAAGGCCCAGAUCGACAAGCAGCGCAUCCCGCUGCCCAACAAAGGCAUGGACGCGCAGAAGCUCGCAUGCCUCACCGCCGAGCUCAAGCGCUACUCGGACGACCGUGCGCUGCUCAAGCAGUUUGUGGAUAGCGACUGCGUGAUCGUGGACAACGGGAGGAUCAUCACGGCGCAGCUUGAGGAGGAGGUGAUGAGACCAGUGAUUCGAAUUCCGGAGCGCAACAUCAUUCUCACCCGCGUCAACCCUGCCGUGAGAGAUACGAGCGUUUUGGUGAGGAUGAGGCCGGCAUGGGAAGAGCUGCGAAACCACUUGGUGGCAAAAGAUCGCAAGCGCUUUCAAGUCUACAUUUGUACCAUGUCGGAACGAGACUACGCAAUGGAAAUGUGGAGAUUACUCGAUCCAGGGGCGCGUCUCAUUGAAUCCACAGAGCUCCAGCGAAGACUGGUUUGUGUCAAAGCAGGCUCGAAGAAAUCUUUAUCAAGCAUGUUUGAGCAGCUGCAUUGCCAUCCCAGGAUGGCCAUGGUGAUUGAUGAUCGUCCCGAAGUUUGGGAGGACAAGGAUCAGCCUCAUGUUCAUACUGUUCCUGCAUUUUCUCCUUACUAUGCACCACAAGCGGAGGCUAGUGCCCCGCUUCCAGUUUUGUGGAUCGCACGAAAUGUCGCAUCGAAUGUCCGGGCUGGUUUCUUCAAGUACUUUGACGAAGUCCUCCCGCAAAAGCUUUCUCAAGUUAAUUUUGAUACAAACGGCUUGACGCUGCCAGACCCUCCUUCCGCUGCGAAUUACUUCACUAUCGAGAUUGAAAACGUGAUCCCAGAGAACAACAACUGUGUACCGAAAUAUUUCCCCGAUGGUAUCACGGGACCAGAGGUCGCGAUGGCCUUGUCACGCAAGGAUCUGCAAAAUGGCCACGCACACCAAAAUGGAGAGUUAGCUCCAGCAGCCGGUGGCUGGCUGGAAGCGGAGGACGAGGAACAAGCGCAGCCGGAUUCACCAUCAAACAAAUCAUGUGAAGCAAAAACUAGUGGAAAAUGUCAGCAACAGGAGCAUGCAAAUGGCAAUGACCUAGCAGUCUUAAAAGAUUUAGAGAGGCUAACUAUUAUUGCCAAAGCAUUAGAUCUUUCAGAUCUCCUUGUAGCGCUCAGGGACUUUGGUGACAAAUCUAAAACGCAAGUUGAAUUCCGGUGUUCUAUUCGGCCAGCUCAAGCACUACAAUUCUCUGCUGAGGUGUUUUGCGAUGGAAUUAGGAUUGGUGGUGGUGAGGGAAAAACAAACAAGGAAGCCAAGACUCGGGCAGCUGAGGAUGCUUUUAAGUACUUGACAAAGUCAAGCGACUUAUUACGGCAGGAUGAGGACGUAGGCAAUGCCAACGCUUCGCAUUCCACGCCGAAAGGAAACCAUGAGAAGAAGGCUCCAAGCUUCAACGCGGUUGCCGCACUGAGAGACAUGUGCAAAAUCGAAGGAUCCAAGGUUGAAUACCUGGAGCGAGAUUUUUCCAAGGGGAUUUACAUCUGCGAGGUGGAAGUUGCCGGGGAAGUUUUGGGGAAAGGCAGCGGGCCUGAUUGGGAGUCCGCGAGACACGAGGCUGCAGCGCAGGCUUUAAGAGCAGUGGCGGCUCCAAAAAGGAGUACACACACAAACACACACAAAAAGCGGUAUAGUCCACCACCGGCAAGGCUAACGAAGCGAACAAGGAACGGUGAUGCGUUGAGGCCACCUCCGGCACCAUCGUCAACCAACCGAGCAAGCUCGAGAGAGAGAACCGCUUCUCCAAGAAGGCCGAAUAGCUAUUAUAACCAGCGGAGUAGAAGAAGAUGAGAUUUUUAUAUCGACUUGCUUCCAACAAGUCCAAGCACUGUAAGUAGCUAACUUAAAACGACAAACGAGGAGUCCAGGAAGGUCUGUUCCUCGUGAAUUUAUCUCAAGUU
Selaginella moellendorffii is the source of this 2945-nucleotide messenger RNA. RefSeq lists its product as uncharacterized. The record is from RefSeq and is a predicted model, not a curated record. Lineage: Eukaryota; Viridiplantae; Streptophyta; Lycopodiopsida; Selaginellales; Selaginellaceae. Gene Ontology annotation, molecular function: RNA polymerase II CTD heptapeptide repeat phosphatase activity. The coding region runs from base 208 to 2835 and encodes 875 amino acids. The transcript has 17 exons.